Protopolystoma xenopodis is the source of this 477-nucleotide messenger RNA. NCBI's taxonomy places the organism in Eukaryota, Metazoa, Platyhelminthes, Monogenea, Polystomatidea, Polystomatidae. The record is from the annotation of a GenBank genome assembly.
AUGCCUCAUUCCACACACCCUGGACAGAUUACUCUGACUUCUUCUGAUGACUCGACUGACCCACAGGACCCUGAGUCCUUAUCUGCCGUCGACCUCAGCAAUCUAUUCUUUGAGGCUGCUUCCGAUGUACACUUCAAAGCCAGAACUAGUGAUUGCGGACCCUCUUUCCUCGCCACAUGUAUGAGGAGGUUGAUCGCCAAUAUAUUAGCGGCAGAUUCCGCUGCGAAAAUUGACGAGGGGUUAUCUACUUCGCUAGCAAUAUCGAGUGGGUCAAAAAUGGCUUCAAAGUCAAAUCAACUAGCUGACUUGGCGAACCGGGCAGUCGGUUUUCAAUGCAGCCUGGAGCGACGUUUCGGCUGCAGUCUAGAACCAGAAAAGCAGGGAUGCUUGUCUAAAACGUCAGAUGUUUCAGGGGAAUUGCUCGUCAGUGAAGUGGAUUGGGAUAGCGAAGAUGCUCCCGUUAUUGUGAACGAGUGA